CUAUUAGUAUUCCUGUCCUAUGGGUGUGCAGUGUUGCCAGCCACGUCAGGCCUGUAGCAACUGCUUGUCUCCUGCCUCACCAAGGCAAGGUUAGAUACACUCGGCUGAAGACACUCGAAGAAAAAGACCUUGGGAACAAAUUCAGCAUCUUGGCAACCAGAAAUUGCCUUCCUCUCUGUUUCUAGUAGGCCUAGUGAUUAAGCAAGUGUUAUCAUUGCCUGAAGUUACAUAGCUUUCUUUAUUUGGACGUUUCGCAACAUUUUUGCUUUUCCAAAAGGGAAUGUUUGCAUAGUUACAUUGCCGAAGACCCUCCUCAAGCCGUAUUCUCUGUGUUUAAUGGAAACGCACAAUUAUAAGAAAUGGUUGCAUUUUGCGAAUACCAGUGAUUGCUUUCUACGGACCAUCACAGCUGCGGUGCGCGAGGAAGGACGCCUCAGCUUGUUGGACCCCGGGUCGCGUGUGUGUAUAGGCUACGGUUACCGUAUACCAUCAGUUGGACUGCUGGAGUGAAGGUGACUCGCUCCCCCUUUGCAGUCGAGGCAAUGCGGAGAGGAGUCGCAGGCGCUCAUCCGGUACUUCUGCGCUCUGUCGGCAGCCUGCAAAAAUAUAUUAUUCUUCUUAGACGGUAGAGAGAGAGAGAGAGAGAGAGAGAGAGAGAGAGAGAGAGAGAGAGAGAGAGAGAGAGAGAGAGAGAGAGAGAGAGAGAGAGAGAGAGAGAGAGAGCAGUAAUACACCACAGAUAAACUAUCUAUCCUAUCCGUUUUAGGAUAUAUCCUACUGGAGAGGUUUCGACACCACAAACGAUAGAUAGAACAGGAUAUCGGCCAAUAGGUGGUGGUGGAGUUUAGGGGGACGUAGAUUAACAACGUUCUGUAUUAGAGCUGUUUUAUUAGUGGAUGUGUAUGCAUGAGUUCUGCACCGAAUGGGCGCAAGAACCGCCCCAGAUCCGCCGGGAACCUCUUCCAGAUCGGCAAGGCUCCCUACCGAGACCCGGAGAGGAGGGAGAGCACGGAGAGCACCCGCAAAGCCCAGCGCGCCGUGGCGGACUGCAGAAUGAUUGUGCAGGAGUUUAACACGCUUGUGGCGCUGUAUCGUGAGCUGGUCAUCUCCAUUGGCGAGAUCUCUGUCGACUGCCCGUCGUUACGGGCCGAGAUGCACAAGACCCGAACUAAAGGCUGCGAGAUGGCGAGAGCCGCAAACCAGAGCCUGUCAGUCAUUUCAGGGCCUGAGGACGGAGAGAUUCACCCAGAGAUCUGCAGGCUCUUCAUCCAGCUGCAGUGCUGUCUGGAGAUGUACAUCACAGAGAUGCUCAAGUCUGUCUGUCUGCUGGGAUCCCUGCAGCUCCACAGGAAAGGGAAGGAUUGCUGUGGGCCUCCCAGGAUUGACGGUAAGGUGGAUGAGGGCUCAGACAUCCCCAUUCUAGAAGACACCUCCUCCCCCAUGGACUGUCAUCAGCUCUGCUGGCUGGUCACCACAGACAUAGACAAUACUGAGAGGGACAUGAGAGAGAUGAAGAACCUUCUCAGUAAACUCAGGGAGGCGAUGCCUUUACCACUGAAGAACCAAGAUGACAGCAGCUUGCUGAACCUAACUCCCUACCCACUGGUCCGACAGAGGAAGAGACGGUUCUUUGGGCUCUGUUGCCUGGUAACCAGCUAAGGGGCCUGCCCUCCUGGGUUGAAGGCAGGAACGGUAAUGCUUAAGUUGAAGUGUUGUUCAUGGCACAUCCAUAAAGUGUCCUAUGCACAUCAUAAUUCAAGUGUCAAAAGACAAGCUAUAAAAGCUUUGUCAACUGGAAUGACAUACAGUAUUUGCAUGUCACGACCAAUAUAUUUAUUUGCAUUAUGACAUGGUGUCAUAAGAUAUUGACAGUUAUCAUAACAGUGCCCCAUAAAGGAAAGAGCAUAGAAUUAAAUAUUUUGUAAUGUGUCAUGGGCAACACUGCACGUAAAGUGCUACUGCGGCAACAAAGACACCAUUAACCACAAUCCUUCACCACUUGUGUCUCCCACCACUAUAUUACUGCCAUUUCCAAUAUCCAAUACAGUUCUCUCUUUGUUGAAAAGGCUACCCCAUUUUAUAAUUUUAUUUUGUAAUACAAAGAUAAAUUGUAAUUGCAAUGUAAUGAAACCAAUAGUCAAAACAUAUAUUUUAUAUUUCUUUUCAUAUUCAUAUUUGUUUUCAUUUGGUACAGAAGUCCAACCUUUUCAUUUGGUACAGAAGUCCAACCUUUUCGUUUGGUACAGAAGUCCAACCUUUUCGUUUGGUACAGAAGUCCAACCUUUUCGUUUGGUACAGAAGUCCAACCUUUUCAUUUGGUACAGAAGUCCAACCUUUUCAUUUGGUACAGAAGUCCAACCUUUUCAUUUGGUACAGAAGUCCAACCUUUUCAUUUGGUACAGAAGUCCAACCUUUUCAUUUGGUACAGAAGUCCAACCUUUUCAUUUGGUACAGAAGUCCAACCUUUUCAUUUGGUACAGAAGUCCAACCUUUUCAUUUGGUACAGAAGUCCAACCUUUUCAUUUGGUACAGAAGUCCAACCUUUUCAUUUGGUACAAAAGUCCAAACUUUUCGUUUGGUACAGAAGUCCAACCUUUUCAUUUGGUACAGAAGUCCAACCUUUUCAUUUGGUACAGAAGUCCAACCUUUUCAUUUGGUACAAAAGUCCAACCUUUUCGUUUGGUACAGAAGUCCAACCUUUUCAUUUGGUACAGAAGUCCAACCUUUUCAUUUGGUACAGAAGUCCAACCUUUUCAUUUGGUACAGAAGUCCAACCUUUUCAGUUGUCAAAGGUUUUCGGAAGAGAGAGACCAUUUGAAACAAUGUCAACAUUUAGUUUCUUCCAUACAGCUGAAUUGAUGAAUUAAUGAAUUGUGUGUAGGACACAAUUUGAUCCUUAAGUUUGUUUCAAAAACAAUGUUAGUAAGUACGACACUUGCCAUGUGUGGCAAUACUUUUCCAAUAUGACCGGUCAUUGAAGUUAGACACUUGCAGUAAACAGAUAUGCUAUUUUAGGGCUCUAUUCAAUCUGUAUCCCUGAAGCGUUAAAGAUUGCACAGUUUAAAUGUAAAGGUCAUUUCCGAUUGAGUUAACAUACGCAGCGUUUACUGUGAAUGCAGUCUCCGCUAACAUUGCCUUUGAUUUUUCAAUCACGCUUUAAAGCUGAACUUCCGUGAUACGUACUGAAUAAAGCCCUUCAUUUGAUCACUCUGUGGUCACAGAUCAUUUUCCUGCUCCGCAGGAAAUUAAAACUUGUAGUGUAUUUACAUUUUUAAAAGUAUUCUAAAGUUUGUCAUUUCCAGUUUAAAAUGUCAGACUUGACUUACCCUAAUGUAAAAUGUAUCAACCCCUACAAAAAAAUGUCCAUUCAUUAUAAUCCACAUAAUAAUUCACAUGACCUGUUGCUGCAGGAUUAUUUUCCUGCUGUGAAAAACUAGUCAAAUUAAGAUAGCAGAUCUGUAUAUGUACAUUACUAGAUAAAAGGCAUAGAGCUGUUUUUCCAGAGCAGAGAAAGUCUGUGCACUACGUCUGUUGUGAGUUUCUUUCUCUGUUUUCCAUUUCUAGCUGACCCUGUACUUCCUGUACUGUACUUCCUGUACUGUACUUCCUGUACUGUACUUCCUGUACUGUACUUCCUGUACUGUACUUCCUGUACUGUACUUCCUGUAUUGACCUUGAUUUAGUCUUCCAUGAACCAAACACCUGUACCUGACUUUUCCUUUCCAUCUUCAAGGAGGAAUAUACUAUACAAUACUAACAAAAAUAUUAACUUCUUUGCACAUACAAUAUCUAUCUAUAAAUUAAGACAUUAGACAUACUCUAUGUAUGUAUAUACACAUACUCUCCAAUCGAUGAGCUCUGGAAAAUCUUAGAAUUUGAGAUAGAUUGGUGAAGUCUUGGUUGGCAUAAGCAGGUGACGUUUCCCUUUGUAAUGCACAGUCUGUGCGGGUAAUGGGGACACAGCAUAGGUCUUGCUUAUUAGAAAUAGUGAUAUAUGUGUAGGGCAUGGAGAAGGUACAGUACUGUAGUCAAAGCUGAAAUAAAAAGCUGUAUGUCAUUUUACAUUGUUAAUAAACUUUUUUAUUUAAACCGA
Oncorhynchus gorbuscha (pink salmon) is the source of this 4093-nucleotide messenger RNA. Its product is annotated as regulator of G-protein signaling 7-binding protein A-like. Gene Ontology annotation, biological process: G protein-coupled receptor signaling pathway. NCBI's taxonomy places the organism in Eukaryota, Metazoa, Chordata, Actinopteri, Salmoniformes, Salmonidae. Gene Ontology annotation, cellular component: nucleus; postsynapse; neuron projection. The coding region runs from base 907 to 1659 and encodes 250 amino acids. The transcript has 6 exons. The record is from RefSeq and is a predicted model, not a curated record.